This is a messenger RNA of Capsicum annuum, 955 nucleotides long. RefSeq names its product homeobox-leucine zipper protein PROTODERMAL FACTOR 2-like. The coding region runs from base 588 to 899 and encodes 103 amino acids. NCBI's taxonomy places the organism in Eukaryota, Viridiplantae, Streptophyta, Magnoliopsida, Solanales, Solanaceae. The transcript has 3 exons. The record is from RefSeq and is a predicted model, not a curated record.
ACUUUAUUUAAAUUAAACUUACUUUUAUCUAUGACAUAAAUUUCAAAAUAAUAUCUGACUUUUCCCAAUAGAAUUGAUAAAUAGUUAGAUUAGAUGAUCUCAAUAAUUAAAUAUUUGUUAACAAGAAUUCAUGAAUCAUUAAAUAUUUUUUACUUGAGAGAUUUAAUAACUCUGAUAUUGAUCAAAUUUUUUCUAUAUAUAUAUUCUUCAUUGAGAAUUCUUUAUUUGUCCAUCACAUUUUUAUCUUCUCUCUCAUUUCAUUUUUCGAUCAUUCAUGACUUCUCAAAAUGAUAAAAAUGUUAGGUCAAAUUCUGAUCAAGAGAAUGAGUUUGAACAAGCAAUUAAAAAGCUUGAAGAAAUGUUUAGUAAGAUGCCAGAUUCAGAAGAUCAUGUAAUAGAGAAACUAAGUGGUGAGCUAGAGCUUGACCCUACGCAAAUCAAAAUUUGGUUAGACAACAAAAGAUAUCACAUCCAGGUUUUUAUUUUAAAAUUUUGGCGAUCACUUAAAAAUUAAACUAUUUAUAUAUUUAUAAAGGUCAAAUAUAUCUUUGUAUAUAUCAUUACACGAAUUUCAGGCCCAAAGGGAUAUGGACGAAAAUGAGAUUCUUCGUUUGGAAAAUGAAAGAUUGCAUGCUGAGAGUUUGCAACUAUAUUCUGAGUUGAACAAAAGGAUUUGUGCUAAUUGCAAUAAUGCUGAGCAAGAACAAAAAAUCCUACAAGACUUGCAAAAUGAGAAUACUAGAUUAACGGAAGAGAUUACGAGGAUGUCCAAUAUGGUUGCUCAUUUUGAGGAAGACCCUGAUGACAGCGACAAUGAUCCGAAUGGCAUAGAUUUGGAGCUCCGAUUGGAAUGUAAUGAUGAUCCAAAUGGCCUAGAUUUGGAGCUCGGAUUGGGAUGAUGUUCGAUCUCGUAAUUUUUCAAGAUUGAAUUGGGAUUAUUUGAUGGCUAUUUAAA